AUGGGAUUGGCUACUUGUUAUAACAAGCUCAGGCAGGCUGUAAUUGGGGACACAGCCGAACGGAGAGUCAUAGUGGGGACCCAGGACGGGAUUUUGUCUCUCUACUCCUGGCCUCCCCUAACUCCAGGACUUCCCUCCCUCUCUCCGACAGCACAUUUUACAGAUUCGACUCCGGAUUUGUUGAGCAGCUCCUCACAGGCAAAAUUGAUCUCUAGCAAAAUGUCCCCCCGGCAAAUAGCAGCCAUGCUUAUUCAAACUGGUAUCAAGGACAUCACUUCCGAGCUCGAUUUUAAACGCUGCAGCUAUCGAUCAUUUGCGCAUGGAGGAUUUGGUUCAGUAUAUCAUGGUGCACUACGGGAUGGACAACUAGUAGCCAUAAAAUGUAUUGAGAUGAUAGGCCAGUGGGGUGCUUGGAGUCCGAGUGAUAAGCACUGGAAACACGCUGCCCACGAAAUAUAUGCUUGGUCAAAGUGUGACCACCCCGGAGUCAUGAAAGCUAUAGGUUUUGUCUUUUAUAAAGAUGCAAUCCUGCUUGUCUCUCCUUGGGCACAAAAUGGCUCAUUGGCACGUUACCUCGGGAACGGCUUGGUUUGUGACAAAUUGCGAUUUUGCAUUGAGGUGGCCAGCUCAUUAGAAUAUUUACAUGGUAUAGGAAUUGUACACGGCGACGUAAAAGCAGAGAACGUUAUCAUCUCGGAUAGUGGGAGUACUCAGCUUGUGGAUUUUGGCAGUGCUACAUUCAUUCACAGUUUUACUCUGCGCUUCACCAGGACCUCAAGUUCACUCCCAUUUAGUGCACAAUUCACAAAAAAAACCAAGGCACCGGAGAUCUUGGAUGGAACCAACGACAAGUAUACGGUCGAAACCGAUAUAUAUGCACUAGGAAUGACAAUUCUUCAAAUCGCAACAGGAGAGCCCCCGUAUGCUGGGAAAUCGGAUCUCGCAGUUUUGUCACAUGUUUUUCGUAACAUACUUCCCCAUCGUCCCGAUUUCGACGAUAUAAUUAGCGAUCAGCCGGAAAAGGAUAAGCUAUGGAACUUGCUUAUUCGAUGCUGGGAGCAAGACCCAAAGCUCCGGCCAACAGCAACCGAAGUAAAAGAUGCUCUCAUCGAAAUCAAGGAGAUGUCUAUCGCUCAACCCGAGUGCUCUUUGAAUAGUAAUCGAGUCAUUGGCAGACGUGCAUGA
Molecule: messenger RNA, 1185 nt
Organism: Rhizoctonia solani
Lineage: Eukaryota; Fungi; Basidiomycota; Agaricomycetes; Cantharellales; Ceratobasidiaceae
Product: Tyrosine kinase catalytic domain protein
Exons: 12
Coding region: 1-1185 (394 amino acids)
Biological process (GO): protein phosphorylation
Molecular function (GO): ATP binding; protein kinase activity
Source: RefSeq, a predicted model, not a curated record